CCGCGCUCCGCCUGCGGAUUGGCUGCCGCGAGCGGCAGUGGGCAAAGCGGCAUCCGGUGCGGCGGCGGUGGGUGCGGAGCGGCGCGGCCAUGACGGCGCACAGCUUUGCGCUGCCGCUCGUUCUCUUCUCCGCUUUCUGGGGCCUCGUGGGCAUCGCCGCCCCCUGGUUCGUGCCCAAGGGGCCGAACCGCGGGGUGAUCAUCACGAUGCUGGUCACCACUGCCGUGUGCUGCUACCUCUUCUGGCUCAUCGCCAUUCUGGCCCAGGCCAACCCCCUGUUCGGGCCACAGCUAAAGAACGAGACCAUCUGGUAUGUGCGCUUCCUCUGGGAGUGAGCAGUCCCCAGGAGCCGGCGCCCGGACAGAGACCCCCCAUCCGAAUCGUCACCUCUUGCUGCUGUUCCAGCCUCUACGCUCCUGUACCAGGCAGCCCCCAGAGGUCCUGGGACAGAGGCUGGACCCGCUGCCCCAGCACCCCUGAGCAGGGGAGGCAGCACCCCGGGAUGAGGGCCUAGUCAGCCCAGCCCUGGGAGCAGCCACAGUGCCAGGGAGAGAUCCCCUCAGCUGGCCGAGUGCUGUCCUGAGAGGGAUCUCUGUGUAGUGCCAGCGGAUCCUGUCCCUGCGGUGCCACCCUGCUCCCUCCCAUGCACUCAGCCCUAGCCCCCCAAGUGAAACCCCUGCUCGUAGCCCAAACUGCCCAACUUGUUGCCAUAUCCCUGGUCAUUUCAGGCACCAGCUGCCCCUCUGCAAGAGCAGGGAGAAGCCCAUUGCAUCCUCUGUUGUGUGGUCAGUCCCCUGUGGUGGGGGUGGUCCUUGCUUAGAUUCUGGCUGUGGGUGGGAGAAGGGAAGGCUCACCCUGGAAGAGCAUGUGAACCCCCUUGGGUGUGAUGAGGGAGGUGCUGGGUGCAGGGCAGGGGGUUCCCCUGCUUGGCAGCCCACUGCAGGGGAUUAAAGGGGUGCUGUGUCUCUUCCCACAUCAGCAGCGAGGGAGCUGCAGUAGCAUCUAGGUAUCAUCGCCACCACCCCAACCUGUGUCCAGGCUCUGAGGAGAACCAAGUAGGGUGUUGCGUUUUAGGUUUCCCCAUAUUUAUCAGAUAAUUUAUUUAUUUAUUUAUUUGUCUGUGUGUGUUAAAUUUGUGUUGUGGAAAUAAACCCUUUUUCUAGUGAGUGAUGCUGGAGGCAGUCACUUGCUGUUUUGAGGCUGAG
Molecule: messenger RNA, 1205 nt
Organism: Strigops habroptila (Kakapo)
Lineage: Eukaryota; Metazoa; Chordata; Aves; Psittaciformes; Psittacidae
Product: V-type proton ATPase subunit e 2
Exons: 4
Coding region: 90-335 (81 amino acids)
Biological process (GO): proton transmembrane transport
Cellular component (GO): proton-transporting V-type ATPase, V0 domain
Molecular function (GO): proton-transporting ATPase activity, rotational mechanism
Source: RefSeq, a predicted model, not a curated record